GAUCGAAAUCCGGCCCAUAGUUACCGUGGUGCCAUUUACCUUUUAUCCCUCUAUCAAAUGCCAACGAUAAUCGUCUUAUUUCCAACUGGACACAGGGCCAGCAUCGAAGUUGAACCUAACAAGCCACUCAGGAAGGCCCUAGAAUCUGCUUGCAGUAGACGAUGUCUGGACCCUACUAAGUACAUUUUUAUACACAAUCGCCGACCAGUUGACCUUUCUACCAGUUUUCGAUUUUCCGGCCUGGUUAACAACGCCUCACUGGAGCUGGUAGCCAAUGAUGCUCCUGAUUCGAACCUUGACGGGUCAACUGAAGUCCGUAUAUGUUUCAGAUUGGAUAACGGACAUCGUGCUGUGUGGUCCGGAAGCCCGCAUUGUUCUUUAUGGAAUAUUUUGGAUCAGUUAGCUGCUAGUACACCCGAGAUUUCUCAACUGCUCUCGGUGUCAGGUGAUUCAUCUGGCAAUUGUUUGGCCGUCAUUUAUCUUCAGGAGCAAGUUGUGGGGGUUAGCAAACUGAAGGAAUCUACUCCGGCCGAUCUCGGCGUCCUCCGUGGCUCUGCCCUGUUUCAGUUGACAACUGUUGUACCGCCCGCUCUCCCUUCGCCCUCUGAAGCAGACACUUGCAAACAGCGAACGUUUUCCACUCAAGAGGACGUCACUUUAUCGGACCAUCAUCAAACUGUCGAUCAACUCCAUCUCGACACGCAUAACGAUGCUGCGGGCAUGCGUGGGUUUUUCGAAAACUUACAAUUCAACAAAACGGCGAGUGAUGCCACGGCCACCACCACCGAAGCAGUGGCGACGGCAAACUCCCCAUUGACCGGGAUUAUUUCUCCCUUCAGUAUAUUUGAAAAACGUCCCACAGAAUCUAUUUUCGGUCAGAGGGAACAGCCGCAGAUUUCCGACCAUCAGCCUCAAACUUUGGGAGAGUUAUUGGGAAUCAGUUUAGAGCCAGCAUCCAGUCCAAUGGACUUCACUCCUGCUGUUCAACCAGAUUUCCAGUCAAGCGAAUUCAGAUUCCCUUCUGAAACCUCUGGCGUUGAUCUGCGACCUCAGUCCUUCGAAGACCUCCAUGGUCAGACGAACACAGAAGUUGACAGACAGCUAGUGGCCUUCCGGCAACCACCCGCGACUACCACCCCUGUUUCUAUUAGUGCUGACGACGAGCUACCGGAUGACAUCUUCGAGCACACUGUGAAUGACCUUAGAAGUUUGCUUCAGCACUGCCGUAGUGAAUGGAUGUCCUCUGAGCCUCUACAGACAGCCGCGAUGCGUCGUGCAGCCAGGGAACGAAUGUACCGAAAGUAUCCUCGUGCAAUAAUCCAAUUCCACUGGUCCGACGGCGUGGUGCUCCAGUGCUGUUUUGACCCACGUGAACGAGUCUCCUCUUUGUACGACUUCGUUGGACAACGCUUGCGAAACCCGGACUCAGAAUUCCACCUCUACACCACGCCUCCACGAAUGAUACUGAAAGAUCAAACUGCAAGCUUGAUUGACGCUAACCUUGUUCCGAUGGCAAAAGUCUAUUUCUCUGCUAGCAUGUCCACUAAAGGCGAGGACACCCUCUUGGGAGAAGUGCUGUCCAAUGCAACGGUGGAAAAUGCUGCUGUCGCUGAACAAAUCGUGCGCACUUGGAUGAGCUCUGUGGCAGCUUCACAUCAAACCAGUGUACCGGAUGUGCCUGUGACACAAUCAAAUACCCCAUUUUCUGAGGGCGUUUCUCGUGAGGGACCAAAUACUCCACCUAAAUGGUUAAAAAUCGGCAAAUGAACGUUGCUCCCUGUACAAAUUGGAUGGUGUUCCCCGAUGCAAACCUGUUCACCGGAUUCUUUUUACACUUGGCAUCUGCCACAAUUUCUUGCGUCAAAGCUUGAUCAGACUCAUUCCCAACUCAUAAAAAAUUAGACUCAUUUUGUGAUGACUGCGGUUUUAUGAAACCUCUUGCUACACUCUGAUUUCGUGCCUACGUUCAAUUGCGUGUACAUAACUGCACACGCGCCAAUCAUGAAUGAAGUGCAGUUUUAUUCAUUUACCGUCAUCUCUUUAUUUUACCUAGGCUUAGCGUGGAGCAUAUUCGCUCCAGUUGGCAACACUCGCAUGGUAACUCUCGAGUGUGGCACUUUGGUCAUCAAGAACAAAGUCUGGGCUGCGAUCAAAAAUCUAGUCUCUACCUAAUCGACAUGCUAUUUAUGUAGUAUGCUGUUAUCUAUUGGAG
Molecule: messenger RNA, 2212 nt
Organism: Dicrocoelium dendriticum
Lineage: Eukaryota; Metazoa; Platyhelminthes; Trematoda; Plagiorchiida; Dicrocoeliidae
Source: the annotation of a GenBank genome assembly